Messenger RNA from Aegilops tauschii subsp. strangulata, 1349 nucleotides. RefSeq names its product syntaxin-121. Gene Ontology annotation, biological process: vesicle fusion; intracellular protein transport; exocytosis. The record is from RefSeq and is a predicted model, not a curated record. Gene Ontology annotation, cellular component: SNARE complex; endomembrane system; plasma membrane. NCBI's taxonomy places the organism in Eukaryota, Viridiplantae, Streptophyta, Magnoliopsida, Poales, Poaceae. Gene Ontology annotation, molecular function: SNAP receptor activity; SNARE binding.
UUCCCCGAGCCUCGCACGGGACGAGACGGCAGACCCCUUCAACCCCCAACCCCGCGUCCCCGCCCCGAUCAAUACCGGUUAAGUAACUAACCCCUUCUUCCUCCCUUGUCCACUCCGCUUCUCCCCAUCCAAGAAACCGCGCCAGGACUUCCACCCAUCCAGGAGAAUCAAGAAGCCGGCGUACAGACCGAUCGACCCAUCGACCCUUGCCUGAGCCGCCGGCAGCAGGAGCCAUGAACAACCUCUUCUCCAGCUCGUGGAAGCGCGCGGGCGCGGGGGGCGACGGCGGGGACCUCGAGUCCGGCGGCGGCGGCGGCGGCGGCGUGGAGAUGACGGCGCCGCCGGGCGCCGCGGCGGGGGCGAGCCUGGACCGCUUCUUCGAGGACGUGGAGUCCAUCAAGGACGACCUGCGGGAGCUGGAGCGGAUCCAGCGCUCCCUCCACGACGGCAACGAGUCGGGCAAGUCGCUCCACGACGCCUCCGCCGUGCGCGCGCUCCGCUCCCGCAUGGACGCCGACGUCGCCGCCGCCAUCAAGAAGGCCAAGGUCGUCAAGCUCCGCCUCGAGUCGCUCGACCGGGCCAACGCCGCCAACCGCUCCGUGGCCGGGUGCGGGCCGGGCUCCUCCACGGACCGCACCCGCACCUCCGUCGUGGCCGGCCUGCGCAAGAAACUGCGGGACGCCAUGGAGUCCUUCUCCUCCCUCCGCUCCCGCAUCACCUCCGAGUACCGGGACACGGUGGCGCGGCGCUACUUCACGGUGACGGGGUCGCAGCCCGACGAGGCGACGCUGGACACGCUGGCGGAGACGGGCGAGGGGGAGCGGUUCCUGCAGCGGGCCAUCGCGGAGCAGCAGGGCCGCGGGGAGGUGCUGGGCGUGGUGGCGGAGAUCCAGGAGCGGCACGGCGCCGUGGCGGACCUGGAGCGGAGCCUGCUGGAGCUGCAGCAGGUGUUCAACGACAUGGCCGUCCUGGUGGCGGCGCAGGGGGAGCAGCUGGACGACAUCGAGGGCCACGUCGGGCGGGCGCGCUCGUUCGUCGACCGCGGGCGCGAGCAGCUCCAGGUCGCCCGCAAGCACCAGAAGAGCUCCCGCAAGUGGACCUGCAUCGGCAUCGGCAUCCUGCUCGUCGUCAUCCUCAUCAUCGUCAUCCCCAUCGUGCUCAAGAACACCAACAAGAGCAACAACAACAACGGCCAGCAGUAGGAUCUGCUCGUGAUGAUGAUCCUGACUUGCUUGCUUGCUGGGUGUUGUUGAUCGUUUUUUGUGGAAUUUUUUGCGAUUGUAAUUACUCCAUCCAUGUGGUUCGUUGAGCCACUCGAUUAUAUUAUAUGACUAUAUACUUUUCGGCGA